UCCCGGGGACGGCUCCGGGUCGGUGGGCGGAAUCGGCGAGUGCCCGGCAGCGCCUGGCGCAGGGUGAGGGCCGGGAGCAGCCGCUGGGGCAGCCCGGGGCGGCGGCAUGAAGGGAGGCGCCGCAGAUUGCUGGAGGUCUGAUUUGUGCAGCACCAUGGACUCAUCAGAAGAGACUGGAGGCUCCUCUGCAGAAGAAAACUACUUUGUGAACUACACCUUCACCGACCGCUCCCACUCAGGCCGCGUGGCCCAGGGUAUUAUGAAAUUGUGCUUGGAGGAUGAGCUCUUUGCUGAUGUUACAAUAUCAGUGGAAGGCAAAGAAUUCCAGCUGCACCGUUUGGUCCUUUCAGCUCAGAGCUGCUUUUUUCGUUCUAUGUUCACUUCCAACCUAAAGGAGGCCCACAACCGGGUGAUUGAGCUGCAGGAUGUUAGCGAGAGUGUCUUUCAGCUCCUUGUGGACUACAUUUACCAUGGAACUGUAAAGUUGAGGGCAGAGGAGUUACAGGAAACCUAUGAGGUGGCAGACAUGUACCAACUGACUGCCCUUUUUGAAGAGUGCUCCCGUUUUCUGGCCCGUACGGUGCAGGUUAGAAACUGUCUGCAGGUCAUGUGGUUGGCAGAUCAACACAGUGACAUGGAGCUCUACACAGCUGCCAAACACUGUGCAAAGUCACAUUUGGCUCAGCUGCAGGAGACAGAGGAGUUCCUACACCUGCCUCUCCGCCUGCUGACAGACAUCCUUACAGAUGGCGUUCCAUGUUCUCAGAAUCCAACAGUUGCCAUAGAAACCUGGAUCAACUUCAACAAGGAGGAGCGGGCGGGCUUUUCAGAGACUCUGCGAUCUAGCCUGAAGGUGAUUGGAGAAAAUGUUCACAUCUACCUGAUUGGAAAGGAGUCAUCACGUACACAUUCCCUCGCUGUCUCUCUGCAUUGUGCUGACGAUGACUCCAUCAGUGUGAGUGGCCAGAACAGCCUGUGUCACCAGAUCACCGCGGCCUGCAAGCACGGUAGUGACCUGUACGUCGUUGGUGGCUCCAUUCCACGACGCAUGUGGAAAUGCAACAAUGCAACUAUAGAUUGGGAAUGGUGUGCUCCUCUGCCCCGUGACCGGCUCCAGCACACCCUUGUCUCUGUGCCAAGCAAGGAUGCAAUAUAUUCACUGGGGGGGAAAACUCUACAGGACACUCUCUCUAAUGCUGUCAUAUAUUACAGAGUACGAGACAACGUCUGGACAGAGACCAGCCAGUUGGAAGUGGCAGUCUCUGGAGCUGCAGGGGUGAACCUUAAUGGUGUCAUUUACCUGCUGGGUGGGGAGGAAAACGACUUAGACUUCUUCACCAAGCCCUCUCGCCUCAUUCAGUGCUAUGAUACCAACACAGAGAAAUGCCACGUGAAGCCAUACGUCCUGCCUUUCGCAGGGCGCAUGCACGCUGCUGUGCACAAGGAUGUGGUGUUCAUUGUGGCCGAGGGGGACUCACUGCUGUGCUACAAUCCCCUGCUGGAUAGCUUCACGCGGCUAUGCCUCCCUGAUGCCUGGAGUUCAGUACCAUCCCUCUGGAAAAUUGCCAGCUGCAAUGGCAGCAUCUAUGUCUUUCGUGACCGCUAUAAAAAGGGCGAUGCAAAUACUUUUAAACUUAACCCAGCCACCUCUGUUGUAACAGUCACAAGUGGCAUCAAAGUGCUGCUCACUAACCUGCAGUUUGUCCUGGCCUAAACAGGCCCAGUGAUAGAAAGACAGCAACAGUGUCUUGCUGUGCAGCUCAAAGACACCUGCAACCCUCAAGCACCAGUCCCAAUUACUACAGGCUCACAACACCCAGUAACGACCCCAUCCUCUGUGCCUGUGCAGAGGAAGUACAGGCUUUCUGACUGUGGGCCUAUUCUUCUACGUAGCACUAUCAAAACCAUAUUGAACUGUUGUAUCUUAGAUUUCAGAUGGACUAAAUACUAUUACUUUGAUUUCUUGAUGGUAAGCUGCUUGCGUUUGAGGCCCAAAUGGCAGCAAAUGGCUUUUUUAGCCUGGAACCAA
Cinclus cinclus is the source of this 2029-nucleotide messenger RNA. RefSeq names its product kelch repeat and BTB domain containing 4 (gene KBTBD4). The transcript is spliced from 4 exons. Bases 107 to 1714 code for a protein of 535 amino acids. NCBI's taxonomy places the organism in Eukaryota, Metazoa, Chordata, Aves, Passeriformes, Cinclidae. Gene Ontology annotation, molecular function: protein binding. The record is from RefSeq and is a predicted model, not a curated record.